Messenger RNA from Aspergillus puulaauensis, 1122 nucleotides. RefSeq names its product PQ-loop repeat-containing protein. The transcript has 2 exons. Gene Ontology annotation, biological process: basic amino acid transmembrane export from vacuole. The coding region runs from base 1 to 1122 and encodes 373 amino acids. Gene Ontology annotation, cellular component: fungal-type vacuole membrane. The record is from RefSeq and is a predicted model, not a curated record. Lineage: Eukaryota; Fungi; Ascomycota; Eurotiomycetes; Eurotiales; Aspergillaceae.
AUGUUUCCCCCUCAAAGUCUUAAUAUCGACCUGGAGGCCUUGAGUGGGAUCUGUGGCUCUAUCUCGAUUGCUUGCUGGGUCGUCGUCUUCUCGCCGCAGAUCAUUGAGAACUUCCGCCGCGGCUCUGCCGAUGGCCUUUCCCUCCUUUUUCUUGUAGUCUGGCUGGCAGGAGAUGUUUUCAACAUACUUGGUGCUUUCCUGCAGGGUGUCCUGCCAACGAUGAUCAUCCUGGCGGUCUAUUACACCCUCGCCGACAUCGUGCUGCUUGGCCAGUGCUUUUACUACCGUGGUUUCACUCUCAGCGAUGAUGUGUCUUCCUCUUCCGGGGCAGACGAGCCUGACGAAAUAGAGACUCCCUCACCGGUCAUUUCAAGAAAACCAAACGAGCAAACAUCUCUUCUCUCCACACACGCUACCCACCAAACCUACAACGCCAGCGCAAGUGCAUCGAACUCAAGGACGCCCAAUGCCAAUGGCGUGGUUUCAGCGCCACUACUGUCGCAAAGCCAUCGCAGACACUCAGCCUCUUCGUUCCUCCACCCAACUGUCGAUGGGACGCAUCUCUCUCCUGCAACCCCAUUCGUUGAACCGUCAAAACCGUCGCGCAAAGCAAGAACGAUCUCGACCCUCCAGUCUGUCCUCUUAAAUUUAUCUGCCGUUGCCCUCGUCUGCGUUGCAGGAAUACUAGGCUGGUAUGUCAGCCGCUCUGCGCCGGCCAAACACGAGAAGCAUAAAACCCACCACAAUGACACCCUCUCCUUUGAUACACUCGGCCAGGUCUUCGGAUAUCUGUGUGCGGUUUUGUAUCUCGGAUCGCGGCUCCCUCAAAUUCUUCUCAACUACAAGCGCAAAUCCACGGACGGUGUAUCCUUCCUCUUCUUCCUCUUCGCCUGUAUCGGGAAUCUCACGUAUGUACUGUCGAUUCUAGCCUACUCACCUGUAUGUGAGUGGGCCCGCCACUGCAAGGACGAUGAGCUUGGAAAGCUAUAUGGCCGGUAUAUACUUGUGAAUUUGUCCUGGCUGAUUGGGAGCUUCGGCACGCUGUUUUUGGAUAUGGUCAUCUUUCUUCAAUUCUUUUUGUAUCAGGAUAGCGAUGCGCGAUCGACGAUGGUUGUUUCUUGA